Molecule: messenger RNA, 437 nt
Organism: Neodiprion fabricii
Lineage: Eukaryota; Metazoa; Arthropoda; Insecta; Hymenoptera; Diprionidae
Product: V-type proton ATPase subunit e 2-like
Exons: 4
Coding region: 94-348 (84 amino acids)
Biological process (GO): proton transmembrane transport
Cellular component (GO): proton-transporting V-type ATPase, V0 domain; plasma membrane proton-transporting V-type ATPase complex
Molecular function (GO): proton-transporting ATPase activity, rotational mechanism
Source: RefSeq, a predicted model, not a curated record
UAACACUCCUACAGUCAGAAGGCCAUUUGCAUUCUGCUGUAGCACUAGAUUCGAUCAGCAUUUUUCAUCUCUGAUAACGAAAAAUUCGCGAAAAUGAGUGCAUCGCCCGUAGCUGUUCUAGUUUUUACGAUUCUAUGGGGUGUGGUUGGAAUUGUUCUCCCGUUUUUGGUACCUAAAGGUCCGAACAGAGGAAUCCUGCAAGCCAUUUUAAUACUGACGGCAGCUACGUGUUGGUUAUUCUGGCUUUGUUGCUAUAUGGCACAAAUGAAUCCUCUCAUUGGACCUAAACUGGAAAAUACGACUCUUCUGCUGAUUGCAAGGGAAUGGGGAAAAGAAGUCACCAGCUAAACAGCUAGCAACAAUCCAAUUUAACGUGUUAUUAUUGUAAAUAAAGUAAAUGUGAGAAUCGAAUGAUUAAAUAUUCCUUGUGAACUUGA